UGGGUAUAUUUUUUCUGGCUUUUCGAGAUUUUCGAGAAGUGCCUCUGCUCUUUCUCCGUUAGAUUUUGCUACUUCGUCACGUGGGAUCUGAUUUGUGUUGCGGUAUUCGCAAGUUUCCAGAUUCGGGAAUGUUUGUUCCUCGAUUUCUGCAUGUUUUCUGUCGGAUUUAAUGCCUUUGCUUCUACUGAAUCAGUAUUGAUUGAAUUUGGAUCCGUUUGGAUAAGGUUUGAUGGAUUUUUUUCCGCAGAGAACCAUGGUUUUUUUUUAAACGUUGUUCGCUGGUUCCUCUGUUAUUUAACUCGUAGAUAGUAUAGUGAGCGCUCCUUCCUCCGAGGUUCAGAUUUGCAUCUUCGGUUCUUACGUUUGGCAGAUACGUAUUUCUUGAUUGGUUGAGUUCUCGAUGUUUUUGGGGACAUUGUCGGAUAAUUUCUACGGCUGUUCACUCCACUGAAUCUGAUGCUUAUGUCCUUACUGCAAAGUUUUAAACUUUUUAUUCCAUGGAGUUAAUCUACCUUAACCAUGAUGUCUGAGAAGCUUGUUAACAUGUCCUGUUUUUAUGAAAGUAAAUCAUGCAUUUCGAUUUUCAUACAAUGAUUUUUUUUUUUGUAGAUUCCUGCAUCACUUUUUUUGUACAGAGUCAAAGUGGGAUCCUUUUUAUUGGUUUGUCAUAUCUUGUACGGAGAGGAACAUGCUUCAUUUACGUCAUUCAUCGGGCUUUCUAUUAGUGAUCUCAGUCGGAGUGUUUUGUUGCUUCUUAGCUUCAGAUUUUGUAUCUUCGAGUGACACCUUCGUAUAAGAAUGUGUGUCUUAGUCCGGAGGAUCUGGGAAAGAUGGACGUCGCUAUGGCCGUGAGUUCUGACGAUUUAAAGAAACGACCCUUGACUCCGUUAAAGCUUCUGAGGGGUCUGAUGAUCUUAACGGUGUUUCUAUCAACUGCUUUUACGUUCUUGGUGUACUUUUCGCCCGUAGUUGUUGUUGGCCUGCGGCUUCUGAGUGUACACCGAUCUAGAAAAGUCACAUCGUUCAUCUUUGGCCUCUGGCUCGCUCUGUGGCCUUAUCUGUUCGAAAAGAUCAACGAGACUAAGGUGGUUAUGUCUGGAGACAGAAUCCCGCGAGAGAAACGUGUUUUGCUGAUUGCUAACCACAGGACGGAGGUGGAUUGGAUGUACUUGUGGAACAUUGCCUUGAGAAAAGGGUGUCUCGGCUACAUCAAAUAUGUGCUCAAGAGCAGCUUGAUGAAAUUGCCCAUUUUUGGAUGGGGCUUUCAUAUUCUUGAGUUCAUCCCGGUGGAGAGGAGGAGGGAAAUCGAUGAACCUGCUUUGCUGCGAUCGCUCUCAACUUUUAAGAAUCCUCAAGACCCGUUAUGGCUCGCUCUAUUCCCCGAGGGAACCGAUUUCACUGAAGAAAAAUGCAAGAGAAGCCGAAAAUUUGCAGCUGAAGUCGGGCUUCCGGCAUUAACAAAUGUGCUUCUACCAAAAACAAGGGGUUUCGGUAUUUGCAUGGAAGUUUUGCAGAACUCUUUGGAUGCUGUCUAUGAUUUGACGGUAGCGUACAAGCCUAUCUGUCCAUCUUUCUUGGACAAUGUGUUUGGCACUGCUCCUUCAGAGGUUCACAUCCAUGUCCGGCGUAUUGCAACAAAGGAGGUUCCAGCAGGCGAUCCAGAGGCUUCCGCUUGGUUAAUCGAUUCCUUUCGGUUGAAAGACAAACUGCUAUCGGAUUUCAAAGCUCAGGGUCAGUUCCCUAACCAGAGACCAGAGGAUGAACUCUCGACGCUGAAAUGCAUCAUGACUUUUGCUGCGGUAAUUUCUCUGACAGCAUUGUUCAUUCACCUGACCUUUUCUUCGCAUAUCGGUUUCAAAGUGUAUGUCUGUCUAAGCUGCACGUAUCUAACUUGUGCAACCUAUUACAAGUUCCGACCCUCUCCUCUUCUCGGUUGUUUGAGAGGAGAUUCUUGCAAAGAAGUGAAAACCCAUUAGCUCUUGUGUACAUACAUCAUUCUUUUGCAUACAAAGAAAUAAUCUGAAGGAUCCAGAGCCAAAAAGGCUGUCUUUGAAGCUUUUUUUUUAUAAAAUUUUUCGGUUAGUUCUC
Messenger RNA from Tarenaya hassleriana, 2088 nucleotides. Its product is annotated as probable 1-acyl-sn-glycerol-3-phosphate acyltransferase 4. The transcript has 4 exons. NCBI's taxonomy places the organism in Eukaryota, Viridiplantae, Streptophyta, Magnoliopsida, Brassicales, Cleomaceae. The record is from RefSeq and is a predicted model, not a curated record. Gene Ontology annotation, molecular function: acyltransferase activity. Gene Ontology annotation, cellular component: endomembrane system. The coding region runs from base 831 to 1976 and encodes 381 amino acids.